UUCUCAAAACCUCAGACGAAUCCGAAAAUGUCAGCCAUGGAAACCCUAAUCCUCGAGCUCCACGAGAUCGGCGCCGUCAAAUUCGGAAACUUCAAGCUCAAAUCCGGAAUCUACUCCCCCGUCUACAUCGACCUCCGCCUCAUCGUCUCCUACCCUUCCCUCCUCACCCAAAUCUCCCAAACCCUAAUCUCCUCCCUCCCUCCCUCCACCUCCUUCGACGUCGUCUGCGGCGUCCCCUACACCGCCCUCCCCAUCGCCACCGUCGUCUCCGUCUCCAACUCCAUCCCCAUGCUCAUGCGCCGCAAGGAGAUCAAAGACUACGGCACCUCCAAAGCCAUCGAAGGCGUCUUCGAAAAGGAUCAAACUUGCCUCAUAAUCGAGGAUCUGGUGACGAGUGGUGGCUCUGUGUUGGAGACGGCGGCGCCUCUAAGGGCCGUUGGGCUUAGGGUUAGUGACGCGGUGGUGUUGAUUGAUAGGGAGCAGGGUGGGAGGGAGAAUCUGGAGGAGAAUGGGAUUAGGUUGCAUUCGAUGAUUAAGUUGACGGAGAUGGUUAGGGUUUUGAGGGAGAAGGGGAAGGUUGAGGAGGAGGUGGAGGCGAAUUUGAUUAGGUUUUUGGAGGAGAAUCGUAGGGUUAGUGUUCCGAGUUUGGAAAAGGAGAAGGUGAAGGUUGAGGCUAGGGUUUUGGGGUUUAAGGAAAGGUCGGAGCUUUGUAGGAAUCCGAUGGGGAAGAAGCUGUUUGAGGUUAUGUUGAAGAAGCAAACUAAUCUUUGUUUAGCUGCUGAUGUUGGUACUGCUGCUGAGUUGCUUGACAUUGCUGACAAGGUGGGACCUGAGAUAUGUAUGUUGAAGACUCAUGUUGACAUUCUGCCUGAUUUCACCCCUGAAUUUGGCGCUAAACUCCGUGCGAUCGCAGACAAGCACAAGUUUCUCAUAUUUGAGGAUCGCAAGUUUGCAGACAUUGGUAACACCGUCACUAUGCAGUAUGAAGGAGGCGUCUUUAAAAUAUUAGAGUGGGCUGAUAUUAUAAACGCUCACAUAAUAUCAGGACCAGGAAUCGUGGAUGGCCUGAAGUUGAAGGGUUUGCCUCGUGGUAAGGGUCUUCUUUUACUAGCUGAGAUGAGCUCUGCUGGUAACCUUGCUACAGGAGACUACACUGCAGCAGCCGUGAAGAUCGCAGAGGCUCAUUCAGAUUUCGUGAUGGGAUUCAUCUCGGUUAAUCCGGCGUCUUGGAAAUGCGGGUAUGUAUAUCCGUCUAUGAUUCAUGCAACGCCUGGUGUUCAAAUGGUGAAAGGCGGUGAUGCACUUGGUCAACAGUAUAACACUCCACACUCUGUGAUUACUGAGAGGGGAAGUGAUAUAAUUAUUGUGGGAAGGGGAAUCAUAAAGGCGGAAAGUCCAGCAGAGACGGCUCACGAGUAUCGUGUUGAAGGCUGGAAAGCAUACUUGGGGAAAUGCUCUCAGUAGUUUCAAGCCUGAGACUUGAGAGGUUGUUGAUUGUGUUGUGAUGCUACAAAUUUGUGGAAGAUUUGUAUGUGUGAGGAUGGAUUUUAAAACUCAUGUCCGGUCGAUUUGUCACUUGAUCUCAAAUCUCAAUAAUAUAAUAAAGUUACGAAUGAC
Molecule: messenger RNA, 1617 nt
Organism: Eruca vesicaria subsp. sativa (arugula)
Lineage: Eukaryota; Viridiplantae; Streptophyta; Magnoliopsida; Brassicales; Brassicaceae
Source: the annotation of a GenBank genome assembly